Vicia faba (fava bean) is the source of this 270-nucleotide messenger RNA. NCBI's taxonomy places the organism in Eukaryota, Viridiplantae, Streptophyta, Magnoliopsida, Fabales, Fabaceae. The record is from the annotation of a GenBank genome assembly.
AUGGCGGGUUCAGAAUCAGCACCACCACCACAAGCAGAACCAGAAAUCGAAAAUCAACUCUCUUCUCUCAUCUACGAGAUAUCGAAUGAAGCUCAAGGAAUAAUGGAGAACAUGCUUAAGAUGACCGCCGAGAUUAAUCAAAAUUCUGUAACUAUAGAUGAAGAGAUAGAGAAAUGUAAAGGUUCUGCUAUCGAGAGGAAAACUGCUUUAGAUGAAGAGAAAAAUCACUUUCAGAAAGCUGCUUAUGCUGUUCUCGACAUGCUUAACUGA